AGUUAGUUAUUUAAUGGUUACAAAUACAUCCUUGUAACUUUAGCAUUGAAGCGCUGCUAAAAACACACAUUAUGGAAAUCACCAGAGGCACUUUAGAUGACAUUUCCCGACCUGCGUCGAGCGAACAAAAAGCUAGCCGCGUGUCCAGCGUAUCAUUACCUCAAAGUGACAGAAUUUGUCCUACAGCUCCAUUUUCCCUUGUUGUUUUGCCCAGCGAUGCUCCUGAUGCUCAGAUUCCGAACAGCUCUGAAGAGUCUACAGGCCACUCAUCAGUCACAUGUCCUGGCAAAGAUCAGUCUCACGCUGAUGCUUCCGAGGGACAGAAUGAACAUUUUAAACUGCAGAGAGCUAUUGAAGAAAUUAAAAGACUCGAUGAGAUACUGUCUGCAAAAAUCUUCAAACUAAAAGAAGUCCGGCGACAAAGAAAGGAGUUUCAAGCAAAACUCUGGCAAGAGUUCAAGCAGAAUAAACCUGGAGGUCACUCUGGAUGUGCUCAGGAAGCUUUGAACACAAGGUUGUUUUUGGCUUUGGAAGUACCCGAAGGAACAGAUGAGGACAACAACGUUAUACCUGUGUUUGACACUCAGAUUCCUGAACAUGAGCAGAAUGGAAACAACCAGCACUCGGAGCCAAGUAACCAGAGGCCAGACAGCUUGAUCAGAUCAUUUGAAGAAGAUUAUGAAGACACUAGGGAAGACCAAUUUGAACGCAGCCACUCUGGAGAUUCCAAAGGCAUGAAUAAACAGAAGGACUUUGUCAAGAAAAACAUUGAGCUUGUAAAUGGCGGAGGAGGUGAAGUGCUUUUGACCCAGGCAGAAAAAAGGCGUCUGGCUGAGCUCCUCCGAGAAAUAGAUGAAGAGGAAGACGUCCCUGCCAGAGGCGCAGACAGCAAGGAGACCAUGUGGGCCGUGUCUGUCCCCACAGUCCAGGGUUACACCCCGGAGCCCUCUGACCUGGAGCAGCUGAUUGACAUUGACUCCAAAAUUGGCCUUCUCCUUCCUGUGGAAGAAUUUCACUCUGUGCACAGCUCAUACACCAACGUAACCAUGUCACAGGGCCUUGGCUCGGAGGUUAGUUGGAAGUGCGAUGGGGACCCGCAGCCAGGAGAGAAGGUCCUGCAGGAUAUAAAGGAGAGGAGAGGGCAGGAGAGGCGGCUCCAAGAGAUCCAACGGCAGCUGGAGCUCCUGGGUCAAAGCCAAGAGAUGACUAAUGAGUCUCCGGACCUGACGGACGAACAGUUACUUUGCCUGAUGGAUGGAUGUGAGCUGGCAAAAAGUUCGAGCCAGGACCUUGAAAUGAAUGACUCAACAUAAAGACCUGAAAAAAUGAUUUGACUGCUACCAGACGGGAUCAUUUCUGGGACUUAUUAAUGAUUUUAUGUGGUUAGACUUUGGCAUUAGAUCUCUGAUGAUAGAACAGUCUCUUCAUUUAUAGACUUACAAAAUUAAAGCUACCUAGGGGAAGUCGUGUGCGCUUGUUUGUGAUAUUAAGACAUCCCUGGCCUGUGAGGAUGAGGACGCUGGGCUUCUGGGGUGUCUUGAAAUGAUACUUCUAAGGUUUGGGCUUGUUGCAGCAGAACACAUGGAUGCUUGAUGGGAUUAAGUGCAGGGAGUUUGAAGAUCGGGUCAAUGCCUUGGGCUCUUGGUCAUAUUCCUUGAUGUGUUCUCGAGCAUUGUUUUGCAUUGUUGCAGGGUGCACUGUCCUGCUGGCGCAAGGUGGUGCCGACCAUCAGUGCAAGUUUCCACGAAAAGUGGGAUACCUUUCAUGGAAAAUCCAGAGAUUUUAAAUGUUGUCUUGUAAUGAAGUCUUCAAUGAUAUCCACAUCUCCUGUCCAUUGUUUUAAUAUUGCAGCUGAUCAGUGUAUAGCAGCAUAAACUGAUGGAUAUUUUAUAUUCAAUGUGUUAAAAGUGGAAAAAUUAUAGUCAUCAAAUUUGGUUACUUUAGGAUGGGAACUGUUUUGUUUUUUUUGUUUGGGUUUUUUUAAUCCUAAUUGGUCUGCAUGUUUUGAACAUGUAGCUCGAUUAUAACACUGCUUCUAUUUGUGUUUAUAUGUCUGCAUGAGGAAACAGAGCAGCAGGGCCAUGCUUUCUAUUAACCAAAGUAUCAUAGAUCAGAACAGAAAAUUGCUGUCAUUAAAUCUAAUAACCGGGUGCUGUAGCCGCAGAAUGUUCUAAUGCACACAUAAACAUCAGCUUAUAGCAGCGUGUCUGUGGGGGUGAACUCUGAGCGCUGCCGUGCAUUAAAGCUUUUUCCGACAAAAUAUAGAACGUCUGUGUUAGUAAUGUGUGGUCAGACAUCCAGCGUUGCUGCUAAUGAGAAGGGAGGAUGUGUGCUCUACGGUGGUGAUAGUCGGCUGUAGCUCAGCUCCAAGCAUUCCGCUCAUUCCUGGCUCUGUAGGUGAUCUCCUCCAGAGCGGAUGGGUUAGCGAGAUCCUCUGAAAUGGGACCCUGUGUGACCUCUUUCGAGCUCAGUUGUCAUUUACAUAAGUGGUUCACCCUGACAAAAGAUUGGCAGCUUUAAGAAUGACGAGUUUUGGUUUGUUUGAGAGACCUCUGGAAGCCCUUGACGUUGUUCCUUUUUUGCUCCGUGCAUGCAAAAUCUUAGGAGCUAAUCCACACCCGGUUCAACCUCAGCCCAGAGGCCCUGCCUUUUUACUCCCCUUGCACUGGACACCUAUAGGCCUGUUCAUCUCACUCUUCACCUUACCCCCGCAUUCUGACCUCGUCUAAACGGCAGGAAUUAUCUCACAUUCCUCUACACUGGAAUCAGCCAGGUGAACCUCCAAGGACACUUUCCAAACACGGUGAACUCUGCGUCACUGUU
Maylandia zebra (zebra mbuna) is the source of this 2823-nucleotide messenger RNA. RefSeq names its product fibrous sheath interacting protein 1 (gene fsip1). NCBI's taxonomy places the organism in Eukaryota, Metazoa, Chordata, Actinopteri, Cichliformes, Cichlidae. The record is from RefSeq and is a predicted model, not a curated record.